This is a messenger RNA of Sinocyclocheilus grahami, 1297 nucleotides long. Its product is annotated as keratin, type I cytoskeletal 47 kDa-like. NCBI's taxonomy places the organism in Eukaryota, Metazoa, Chordata, Actinopteri, Cypriniformes, Cyprinidae. The transcript has 7 exons. The record is from RefSeq and is a predicted model, not a curated record. Gene Ontology annotation, cellular component: cytoskeleton. Gene Ontology annotation, molecular function: structural molecule activity. The coding region runs from base 53 to 1297 and encodes 414 amino acids.
CUCUCUCAACAGUUUCCUCUCUGGGUUCAUCUCAUCUCCUUAUCCAUCCACCAUGUCGGUUUCUGUUCGCAUGACGUCCUCCAAAGGACCCAAGACCGUGACCUCAAAGUCCAUUAUCACCAAGAGUCGGGGUUGUUCCACGUUCUUUCCACAGAAAGCCUACAGCGUGUAUGGAGGUGGUUUGGGUGGAAGCACCCGCAUCUCUUCCUCCUCGCUGCAAUCCAGAAUCAGAGGAUACGAUGGAGGAUACUGUGGAGGAUACGGUGGAGGAUACGGUGGAGGAUAUGGUGGAGGAUGUGGUGGAGGAUAUGGUUUUGGUGGUGGAUACGGUGGAGGUUAUGGCGGAGGAUAUGUAGCAGGCAUAAUGCCUGGAGGCUGCUUUGUAAAUGACUUCCAGCUGAAUGAGAAGGCCACCAUGCAGAACCUGAACGACCGUCUGGCGUCCUACCUGGAGAAGGUGCGCUCGCUGGAGGCUGCCAAUGCCAUCCUGGAGAGGCAGAUCCGUGAGUACUAUGAGAAGAAGGGGCCGAUCUGCCAGAGGGACUACAGCCCCUACUGGAACACCAUCAAGGACCUGAAGGACAAGAUUAAAAAUGCUACCAUCCACAAUGCCAACAUCCUCCUGCAGAUUGACAACUCUAAACUGGCUGCUGAUGACUUCAGGAUAAAAUAUGAGCAUGAACUGGUAAUGCGGCAGUCUGUGGAGGCCGACAUCGCUAACCUGCGCCGUUUGCUGGACCAGACGACCCUGACAAAGGCCGACCUGGAGAUGCAGAUUGAAAGUCUGCAGGAUGAGCUGGCAUUUAUGAAGAAGAACCACCAGGAGGAUUUGGCUGCACUGAGGUCACAGCUGACAGGCACAGUGAACGUAGAGGUUGAUGCUGCUCCUCAGCAAGACCUGAACAAGGUUCUGGAGGAGGUCCGUGCUCAUUAUGAGAACAUCAUUCAGAAACACCGCAGGGAACAGGAAGACUGGUUUAAAGACAAGACGGCAGGGUUGAACAAAGAGGUGGCCAUCAGCACAGAGACCAUAUAUACGUCCAGAUCGCAGAUCACAGAGCUGCGAAACACCUUACAGAGUCUGGAGAUCGAGCUGCAGUCUCAACUCAGCAUGAAAGCAGCGCUGGAGAACUCACUGGCAGACACAGAGGCUAGGUACAGCGCUAUGCUAGUGGCUUUAUCACUAUCUCGGGUGGAUCUCAAUCCUCCGGUGGGUCCCACAUUAUCACAUCUGGUGGAUCUCAAUCCUCUGGUGGUUCCCACAUUAUCAAAACUGGUGGACCAACAAUCCAAAUAA